This is a messenger RNA of Bacillus rossius redtenbacheri, 4410 nucleotides long. RefSeq lists its product as uncharacterized. Gene Ontology annotation, molecular function: DNA binding. The record is from RefSeq and is a predicted model, not a curated record. The coding region runs from base 318 to 2270 and encodes 650 amino acids. Gene Ontology annotation, cellular component: nucleus. The transcript is spliced from 2 exons. NCBI's taxonomy places the organism in Eukaryota, Metazoa, Arthropoda, Insecta, Phasmatodea, Bacillidae.
AACUUAAAAACAUUUAUUAUGUUCUUUUAGCAAAUUAUACUUACUUUUUUGUGAUGACAUCAAACAUUUUCAUGAUUGCUAAUUUUAUUCAUGUAAAAGUGGGUCCCUAGGUACAGUCAAGUGCCCAUACUUGGGACAUAUCCCUAAUUUGGGACAAUUUGGGAUGAUUGAUUUUUCAUAUUGGCAUACCUGAUAGCACUCUGUCAGUCUGUAACAGAAAUGUUUACUUUGUAGUGGGGAUGUGUAGCUAUCACAUGGUGUGUGUAUAUAAAGAUUUGGUACACUCUUAGAGAUUCUGUAUGGAUCACUGAGGAAAUAUGGCUACAGCUGUUAAAAAAGUUUAUCAUAAUUUUGACCAAGACACUCUUGAACGUGCUGCUAAAGCUGUUAAUGAUGGCAUGAGUUAUAGAAAAGCAGAACAAAAAUUUGGAGUCCCUAAAUCAUCCAUACAACGCAAAGUUAAAAAUGUACAGCAACAUCCAUAUGGUCGCCCUCCUGUUUUGAGUGAAACAGAAGAAAAGCAGAUCGCUGAAUACUUGGCUUUGGCAGGGGAGUGGGGAUUUCCCCUUACAGCUUUUGACAUCAGAUGUAUAAUCAAAAAAUACCUGGACAAGAAGGGCAUGGUCGAACCUCGUUUCAAAAACAAUUUGCCAGGAAAAAAGUGGAUUAAAUGUUUUCUGGCCAGGCAGUGUGUGCAAUUGAAAUAUAGAAUGUGUACUAACAUUAAAAGAUCCCGGGCGGCAGUUACUCCUGAAGCUAUACAGGCAUACUUCGAGGAAUUGUCUGUUUCACUGGCAGAUGUUCCAGCAGAAGCUAUACUGAACUACGAUGAGACGAGUAUGCAGGACAACCCUGGACAGGCUAAAGUGGUUGUAAGAAGAAAAUGUAAACAUCCAGAAAGAAUAAUUGAUUUCACUAAGUCAACUUUUUCUGUAAUGUUUUCCGGUUCAGCUAGUGGUGUGGCACUUCCACCCUAUGUGGUGUACAAGGCUGAGAACUUAUAUGACACAUGGACUGAAGGUGGACCCCCUGGCACAAGAUAUAAUAGGAGCAAAUCAGGUUGGUUCGAGGGCAAUAUAUUUCAGGAUUGGUUCCUAACAAUUGCUCUACCUUACCUCAAACGGUUAGGUGAUGGGCCAAAAGCUGUCAUAGGUGAUAAUUUGGCCAGCCAUAUUUCUGCAACAAUUCUGAAAUUAUGUGUUGACAACAACAUUCGUUUCAUUAUGCUGCCACCCAACAGCACCCACAUAUGUCAACCCUUGGAUUUGGCUUUUUUUAGCCCUCUUAAAACAGCAUGGCGGAAGCAGUUGACUGAAUGGAAGAUGAAAAACAAGGGGUCAGUAAGAAAAGAUCAGUUCCCUAGGCUUUUGAAAAAGACUUUGGAUGCCAUUGGUGAUAACAUUUCCACAAAUUUGAAAUCUGGAUUUAAGAAGAGUGGCAUUUUCCCUGUGGACAAGCAGAAGGUUCUUGAAAGCUUGCCAAGCACAUCAUCUGCAAAUGAAAGUGAUGUAGUAACUGCUACAGUAGCAUUGAAGUCUUCAUUUGAGGCAUUCUUACAACAAUCACGUGAAAAAGAAACAGGUGUAAAGCAAAGAAAGAAAAAGUUAAUCGUGAAUGCGGGGAAAAGCUUGGCUGCACAAGAUGUUCUAGAUGAAUUGCAGAAACGUUCACAGCCAAAAAGUAAACAAACCACAAAGCAGCAGAUAAACACGGGUGAGAAGGAAAAGUCCAAAGUGAAGAAAAAGAGAGGUUUGUGUCAAAAUAUUUUAAAACAAUCAGUUAAGAAAAUGAAAAUGAAGCAGAAAAGUGACACUUCUGAAGACAGUGAUUGCGAAAUUUCUCUACAUGAUAGUAACUCGUCAUUCGGUGAAGAUUUCUCGACACUGUUUGAUGAUGACAUUCAAGAAAUGCUAGAGAGGGAAACAUUAAGUGAGCAGAAAAUGGUUUAUGAAGAUGUUGAACCAAUAGAAACUGUUGAUAUUUGUGGACAACAAGCAGCGACCUCCAUGAAAGAAAAUGAUUUUGUUGUUGUUGAAGUUACUUAUGACAAAGGGAAAAAAUAUGAAUGUAAGAAAGUGUUCAUUGGCAAAAUUGUAGACAAGAAAAAUUCAAGAUACAAAGUAAGCUAUAUGAGAAACUAUUUAGGAUCAAAAGACGUGUUUGUUUUCCCAACUGUAGAGGAUAUCGAAGAUGGUGUUCCUAUUCACAGGAUUAAAAAGGUGAUCACACCCCAGAGCGAAAAUAGAGGACGAUUCAAGUUUCUUUUUUGAAAUGCAUUUUGAUGCAGAGUUCCUCCUAUCAAAAAGACUGGAAAAAAAGACUGAAAUGUUACAUAACUGUUUUGUUUAUAUGUAAGCAAAGCUAUUGAAAUAUUAAUACUAGGCUAUAUUUAUUAUCAAAUAAUUGUUGUUUAGUGAAUAGUCAUGUUGGGUGUCUAGAUGUAUCUCCAACCAUUACUUUAUAGCCUACUUUGUAAGCCAUUCUUUUUUAAACAAAAUUAUGUUGUCCUAUGUUAAAUUACAGGCUUCUUAGCAUGGUACACUGUGUGAAACACAUGAUGUCCCAAGUUAGGGGUAGUGGUUCCUUACUUGGGACAACACUGUUUUUCACUGGUGGGGAGGAGAGGGAAAGCUUUUUCGAAAAAACAUUUAAUUAUUCAAAAAGUACUAAAGUCCUUCAGAAACAAGUCAUGCACUAUUUGUGCUUUAAAGCUUAAUUUAUUAUGUUUAUUUGAGUUCAAAGUUCAAAACUGUCCCAAGUAUGGGGACUUGACUGUACUCAGUUUUCAGCUAACAGUUUGUAUGUAGACUUUCUUGUAAAACUAUUUUUUUGGUACCUAUUAAUUUGUAUUUUGUUCAUAGUAUUUUUGCUAGCCAGCACUGCAAGAAAAAAAGUUUUUCUAUUUUACUCCAAAAUCAAGAAAGCUCGUCGCACCUAGAUAUAGGCUUGCUUAGAUGAGAGUUACUCCCACCGAGGUCAGCAUCAAUUUUAACUAAAACUUACAUAAACUACUACAGCUAGUUCUAGUAAAUAUAUUCUAAUAUAAAGCAUAGAUAUUUACGCAGGUGUGUGUUAUUCAUGUUCAAUAGAAGCCAAAAUCCUAUAUGAAUGGAGGCAGCAGGGGGGAUUUAUACUACACACGUACGAUGGCUGUUUUCUUUAACCUCCGAUUGUGCUUCUAAGCAGGCACAAGAUACGCAGGAGCCAGAUCUGCGUGAAGCGCAAUUGCACGGCUCCCCCACCACAAUCUCUGCCGUCGUCGGCUCCAAUGCAUCAGUCGCAGCCAAGGUACUGGCAAUUGAACAUGGCCACUACGAUCGAUGCUCCCGCCAAAUGUGAGUUACAAAGUGUCAUAGGCGUGCGCACGGUAGGUGCCACAGGUGCCUUGGCACCACCAUUAGGGUUAAUGUUAUUUUAUUUUUUACAAGCAGAAAUAAUAUAUGCUUACAAAAAACCGUAUUAUUUCCAAAAUAAAUAUGUUUUUCAAUAUUGUCGAGUUACAAAUAUGUGCUCAUAACACUAUCAGUAUAUCAAUUAUCAAUCGAACCAACUACAGGUAUACACACGGAAACAAGCCAGGUGCAAUUACUUGAGUUGUACACGCGGGCCGCGGCUACGAAACUUCUGAAAUGUAAAUACUUCUCAUAGUUCUCCUCGAAUUACAUAGAAGGCGCGCUCGGUGUCCACUGUUCACUCCACUCGGCAGGCGCACGGAAUAAUAGCCGCCGUCCGCCAGGUAGCACCACUGUGUAGGGUUUUUACUCUUACUGUUUACUCAUCAGUUUACUGUUUCAAUGAGUACACGAGUACAGCCUGUGUUUGUUACGUGGAUCACUCAUUAAUUAAUUGUCAUUUUAUUUUCACUAGUUGACAGUUGUUAUGGUUCGUUAAUUGCUGUAUAUAUCUGUCUGUAUGAUGUAUAAAUGGGUGAUUAAAAUUAAGAAGCCCGAUCCCGAAAAGGAUUACUUGAUGACUUAUAUGUAGUCGCCGACAAAACAUUUUUGUUGUAUUCCAAAAGUUAAAACUUUUGCCCACUCUUAUUUGUGUAUUUUUAUUAUUUUAAUAUUUUACAUAUUUGAGGCAUGUUACAAAAACUCCCUUUAUUUGUUGAUUUUAAAACUUAACAUUUGAGAAUGUUUUUUCUAGCAUUUAUUUGGCGUCUUCAGAAAACAUGUAAGUACGGUUUUUCAAAGCCACCAGCAUGAAUUCCGUGCAAACAAUUUGUGCAAUUUACUUUAUAGCUCAACAAAGCUUAAAACUGUAAAUAGUUUAGUAGUUUUCCUGGCGAUUAUAACGGUCAAAGCCAUAAUUUGUCAUAAAAAAUGUUAAAAUUUUUACAUCUGUGUAUUUAAUGUUAUUGUUCGGAAACACCUUAAAUAGCACCAUUUUGCGCUUUCAAAUCCAAAUUUU